CCGGCUACGUCAUCUCGCCCAACGCCCACAAGUCACACCCGCCAGCGCGGUACACGUCACGCAUGACCUCUGCAAAUCGCAACCAAGGAUUCACUAACGCCGCCGCCGCCGCUGCCGCGUCGCCAGCUGCUCCGUUGCCCCAGCGGGACUAGCGCACGGAGGGGGUCCUCGGCCAGGGCAACCGUCGCGGUGCCCAUGGCCGACCAUGGCAAGCGCAGCGUCGCGGAGACAUUCUCCAGACUCAGGGUGCAGGGCAAGACUGCAUUCAUCCCAUUCAUAACUGCGGGUGAUCCUGACUUGGCAACCACAUCGAAAGCAUUGAAGAUCCUCGAUUCCUGCGGUUCGGAUGUGAUUGAGGUUGGUGUACCAUACUCGGAUCCACUGGCUGAUGGGCCGGUUAUUCAGGCAUCUGCAACACGGGCACUUAAGAACGGCACUACACUCGAUUCUGUCUUAGGGAUGCUGAAAGAGGUUAUACCUGAGCUAUCUUGCCCUAUAGUUCUCUUCACAUACUACAACCCAAUUCUGAAGCGUGGGGUGCGAAACUUCAUGGCUACUAUCAGACAAGUUGGUGUAAAUGGACUUGUAGUACCUGAUCUUCCUUUGGAGGAGGCACUGUUGCUGAGGAGUGAGGCCAUUAUGCACAACAUAGAGCUGGUGCUGCUUACAACACCAACCACGCCAACAGAGAGGAUGAUAGAAAUUGCAAAAGCUUCAGAAGGAUUUCUUUAUCUUGUGAGUGCUGUUGGAGUUACAGGUGCACGUUCAAACGUAAACUUACGUGUGGAACAUCUUCUUAGGGAGAUCAAGAAGGUUACAGACAAACCUGUAGCUGUUGGUUUUGGUGUAUCAACUCCAGAGCAUGUGAAACAGAUCGCAGGCUGGGGAGCAGAUGGUGUGAUUAUUGGCAGUGCAAUUGUUAGGCAGUUAUGUGAAGCUGCUACUCCUGAAGAAGGGCUGAAAAGGCUAGAGGAGUACACCAGGAAUAUAAAGUCUGCUAUGCCAUUAAGGUGAUCACGCCCAUCAUGAGGAAGCUUAUUAGAACAAAACAGAAUGACAGUUUCAGUGGUAGUCUGGUCAAGGAUUAGCCUCCUAGUUCAGCUAGUGUUGUUUGGUGCUUCUGCUGUGCUGAGAGCUCUAUCCCUGCCUAGAAUGCAAAAAUGAAUAAAGGCGGUAGUUUGUUAAUUAUCUGAAGUGUAAGAUUGUGAUAUUUUAUCAUGGUUUUGACAUUUUUUGAGGGAAAUGAUUGUAAAAUUUCAUAUGCUGAUCCUUUUUGCCUGAAAGAUGGAAUAUUGGAAUGA
Molecule: messenger RNA, 1301 nt
Organism: Setaria italica (foxtail millet)
Lineage: Eukaryota; Viridiplantae; Streptophyta; Magnoliopsida; Poales; Poaceae
Product: tryptophan synthase alpha chain, chloroplastic
Exons: 8
Coding region: 196-1014 (272 amino acids)
Biological process (GO): L-tryptophan biosynthetic process
Cellular component (GO): cytosol; chloroplast
Molecular function (GO): tryptophan synthase activity
Source: RefSeq, a predicted model, not a curated record